UCCUCUUCCUUCCUCUGUUCUGAGUUCUGAUGGAGUCUUUGUCAGGCAUGAACGUCGACACCCCUUCAGAGUCCAGCAGCCGUUAUGGCCGUGGUUUUGCAGGAAGCAUCCCUCCCGUACAAACCACCAGUCAGCUACGCUGCAACACCACCUGCAGAAAGAACAGCAAAGUCCGCCUCAAUGACCAACUCGUACCAAAACCAACUGACAUAAAUAUCGGGGAGAAGCUGCUAAUUCCACCUCCGAAGCAACAUCCUUACUUGUCCCACAUGUCUCGGUUUGCCGUGUUCCCGUCUUUCUGCUCUCCAGACGACCCUCGUACAGGCGUCAGAGCUGCCUCAGGGCCUUUUCUCCAACCUGGCAUCCCGAGCAGCGCUCCGCACGUCACCGUGCUGAGCAAAACCAUCGGGGCCCCACACAGACAUGAAAUCCUGGAGUCGCCCAUGAAAGCUAGGAAGUCCGUCAGGUGGCCUGAAGAGCACGUCUUUCUGGAUCCCACGGAGAGGAGGCAGGUGUUCUACCCCACGCCUCCGAAGGCGGUGCUGCCCAACGCUGCGCUUCGUGACUGGGAGCUGUCGCUGCCUGAGAGGACCGGCAACAUGCUGAAAAACCUGGAGCGGGCACUUUGGCUCACGUCUUACCAGACGCACUACACAGGAUCCGGCCCAGCAAACCCGCUGCAGAUCGAUGACUUCAAGGAAAAAAUGAGUGGCCCUGCUGGAAUGAAUCCACACUCUGCGCCACUGGCAAGACUGAACUAUUGUGGAGCUGCUGUUUGCAGUUUAAGCACAUUCGCAGCACUGUGCACGAAGCCAAGCCAAUCCUAACGAACCUCCUCUCCCCACAGAGCGAACGCUCCCGUCCCACGUUUGUCGCCUCUAAACCGGUACAAGCGCGUAGAAGGACGGGAAGCGGCAGCGAGCCUCUAAGUCCAUCACCAGGGAUCAUAGCAAAGCUUAAUGAGGAGCCCCACUUAAAUCCAAUG
Betta splendens (Siamese fighting fish) is the source of this 985-nucleotide messenger RNA. RefSeq lists its product as uncharacterized. Gene Ontology annotation, cellular component: centrosome. The record is from RefSeq and is a predicted model, not a curated record. The transcript has 7 exons. Lineage: Eukaryota; Metazoa; Chordata; Actinopteri; Anabantiformes; Osphronemidae. Bases 30 to 827 code for a protein of 265 amino acids.